GGCAGAAGGGGAAAGCAGAGACAGACAGAUUGCAGGAGGAAAUGGAUAAACUGAAGGUGCAGUUGCAGCUCACCAAGUCCCAGUUAGAGGCUGAACAACAGGCUAAUAUGGUCAGGUGUUUGAAGGACUGUGAGCAGCAAAAAUCCAAACAAGAAGAAAUUCUGCAAUUGUUGCAUAAAUGGAAAGAGGAGGAAAAAGAGAAAUGGGCUGAUGAACUAAAAAAAGUGAAAGAGAUUAUUAUGAAUGAGCUUAAGGAGUUAUCUUCAAGAAUAUCUUCUUCCACAUUAGAAAAGCUACUGGAAGAAUUACAGAAGUCCAAUCUGCAGCAAAAAUCCAGUUUAGGGACGCUGCAAGACAGCAAAGAAUUCCCAGAAGAGAAACCUCAGAGUGCUCCGGAUUCUGCCAAUGUGCUUGAACUUCUUGAAAAACAGGAAAGUAAGUGGAUGUCUAGAGUACAAGCCCUUCAUCAUGACCAUGAGGCAGAGAAGUCCCUGCUCCUGUCAGAAAUUGAGAAGUUUAAAUCAUCGGUGAGAGAAGACCUAUAUGAAAAGAACAGCUUUUACGAGAGGAGGCUAGAAGAAUUGGGGCAGAGGCUUCAGGAGCAGAAUGAUCUGAUUGUUGCUCAGAAGCAGCAGAUAAAAGAAUUGUCCAGAAGAUCAGUUGAAAGCAUCAAACCAUGUGGUGUGAACACUACUGUGAAGCACGUUGAAGAAUCUAAAUCUAAAUCAAGGCUACCAGUGAUGCAUAAAACUGAGAAAGUUGAUUGUAAACCAGGCAGAAAUAACCAGUCUUUAAGAAAUGCUUUGAAGACUGAUCCUUCUUCAACUAAAGAAUUACGAGUUGUUUUUGAACAAGCCCUGGAGGAGAAGCUGGAAUCCUUGGGAAUUAAAGCUGGUGUUGGCGGUAUCCCAAAUGAUCGCUACAAUGAAAUUUUGCGUGCUGUUGAAUCUGCUAGAGAAUGCAAAUGGAAGCAAGAGCCUGACAUUCACCGAAUUCGAGAGCAUCUUGAACGCCAAGUUAGCUUCAGGGUUAAAGAGAAAUCAUCGUCUCAUAAUAGCCCUGCUCAGCUGCCUUCAGAAGAUAAGCAGAGGUUCAAUCAAUUGGGAAUUUCCUCAUCUGCCACCCCACAAAAAACAGUGAAAUGGUCUUCAGCAGCUGUCUGCUCAGCUGAGCCAAGAGCAGCCAUCACUCAGAAGGCACCUACACCAAAACCAUCAAAGAGCAAAGUCGGUGCUUUUCAGAAGGCUUCUGCCAAAAGCGAUACGGAUGGGACACAGGCAAGUGAAAUUGAAGAAACUGGAACACCUACCCAAACUUCAGAAGGAGCAGUUAUUCAAAAACGGACUGAAGAAGCUGGGAAGAGUCUUUCUGACCAUGAGAACAAGAACAAACCAGCUGGAGGGAUUCAUGUUGCGCAGGCAUUUCUGAAGAAAGAAGAAGUGAAAGAACAGAAGUUGACAGAAGUUGAUGAAGGUGAUUGGAAUAUAUCAAACUUAGAAGAAGAGCUGUUUGGGACGAAAAGUGAUGAUGAUUGGGAUGUAUCAGCCAUAGAAGAAGAGUUGUUUGGGACGAAAGAUGAUAGAGGUCAGAAGGCAUUGACAGCUCAGGAAAAGAAGUCAAAUGCUUCAUCUGUGGUGCAAUCAUGUACCAAAGACAAGUGUACCAAAGGAGGAAG
Molecule: messenger RNA, 1675 nt
Organism: Cariama cristata (Red-legged seriema)
Lineage: Eukaryota; Metazoa; Chordata; Aves; Cariamiformes; Cariamidae
Product: zinc finger protein DZIP1-like
Exons: 10
Biological process (GO): cilium assembly
Cellular component (GO): cytoplasm; ciliary basal body
Source: RefSeq, a predicted model, not a curated record